Messenger RNA from Suillus paluster, 1864 nucleotides. RefSeq lists its product as uncharacterized. The transcript has a single exon. The record is from RefSeq and is a predicted model, not a curated record. NCBI's taxonomy places the organism in Eukaryota, Fungi, Basidiomycota, Agaricomycetes, Boletales, Suillaceae. The coding region runs from base 244 to 1422 and encodes 392 amino acids.
AUGGAUUAGUAAGCCGUGGUCUUCUCCGUUCUUUCACUCUGAACCACUACCACUGAAUCGACUUCUAGGUUAUCCUAUACAGACAGCAACUUGCAAUAGACAAGUACUGCGUAGACAUCACUUCGCUCGUUCAACAUACCCAGAUACCAUCGCAAUAACACGCGUUUAUAGGCGCUGCAACAUUAUACCAUACAUCCACUUUGGCAUCUAAACCAUCCAAUCAAUCUCCCCACGAGCAUCAUCAUGUCGCACGCUAGACACCAGUCUUCCUCGCCGCGUAAGCCAUCGCGGACUUCCGAACCGCUCUCAUCCAUGGAUCAGACCAUGCCAAAUGGCGCACACUCUCUGGCUCAUGAACUCGCGGUUGCGCUAAUGCCUGAGCCCGGAAGCGGGUCGCGAAUGCUUGCAGAAGAGUUUGGGAUUGAAUACGACGAAGGUGCGGAAGGAAUUGAUGAUGAUGAUCGCGUGCAUGGAGAUGAAGAACGGGAAGUGCACGCGUCAGGAGACAGUCUGGCAGAUGAGAUUGGAAGUAGCUUAGCAGAUGAGAUGGGGGGCUCGAGUUUGGCGGAUGAGCUGGGUGGAAGUGGAGGCACUGAUGAGGACGCUGAUGAAAAUGUUGAAGAAGGUCUAGAUGGGGACUAUGACAAUGACUCACAUUUCCCAAGGAGACAAGAACAAGACGCCAUGGAGAUCCUUGCGCAAAAUCUCGCCUCGACGGAUCAAUUCCUCGCCCAUUUACGCGCCGUUGAUGCCCUACCGACUCUAUCCCCCGUACAUACCUCGGACGCUGCACCAAGCGCACACGUCCUGGAAAGACUUGCGUCGGACAUGAUCCGUGCGAUUAACGAGGCCACGAAAGAACGCGAAAGUCAGGUACGCGAGCUUAUUGCAUAUGAGCGCGAAUUCCGCCGGAUUUCGACCGAGGUUGGCGGGAAUGACGUUCUUUGUGAACUGGAUGACAUAGACGAGGGCGAGAGCGAACCUGCGCCGACGAAGCUAGAUGCCGUCGCUGAGGAAGACGAGCUCGAAUCGUCUUAUGCACCAUCCCUACCUUCGUCGCCCCAAAAGCCCUCCUUCACUGCACCCCAACCAUCCAAUGCUGCUGCGCCUCUGCCGCAUCUGGUGCAGCUCCGAACACAUACGGCGGCGCUGCUUUCAUCGCUCACGACGAUAUCAGAGCAGGCACAGGUGAAUGGAGCUGCUACAGCAGAUUCGGGCCGGCGAAUCCGCGCGCUGAAGAACCGCUUUGGUGGGUUGCGCGGGGAGUGGGAAGGUGCGGAGCGCAGUCGUGGACGCAUUGAACGGUGGGAGCAGGAAGGAGGAGAUCUUGAUGGUAGGAGGGUUGCAGAGGAGCAUUUGAUUGCAUUCCAGCAGGCCGUAGAUGAGGCAGGGAUUAAGACACAGGCGAUUAUGGCACGGUAGACGGGUAGACGGUGUGAUGUAAGAUGGACUUUACUAGGCUGAGGAUUACUACAUAUAUAUUCCCAUUCACCCACACGUAUUAAUAUCAUACCAGCAGAUCUUGUAUAUUUCACUGAGUGGUCUGGCGUCGGUCACCUGGGAAUGCUAGGGGUUCGCCACGUGAAGACUAGGUGGAAGUCACGCGGACGAUGAUCUUAAUUGUACUAUGUACUACCACACAAGUAGUAACUUAACCAUCAUCACUAACUAGCUGGACAAGCUCACUCGGAGUCACGCCUGUGAUGGAGCAACUACAUAUCUCCUUAUGUCAAGGUGGAAAAUUAUUCGAUCUCGUCGUCGUUGGAGCACGGAGCACUUGCGCCGCCGACGGACAAGAAAGACAACAAAACGAACAAAAAAACUCACCAACCAUCGUGCCGGCAGUUGUCCGUGCGUUCUGGGG